AUGGGCUACUGCAACAUCCGGCAGCAGUACUCUCCCGAGCUGGUGCGGCAGCGCGCCAUCGGCUCGCCCGCCGCCUUCCUGGCGCUCUGUGGCCGCGGCGUGCAGAUCGGCACCGAGGUGGGCCUGUUCUUCGCCGGGCUGUGGGCCGACGGCGUGUCGGGGCAGGCCGACGACAGCGUGCAGGUCAAGAAGCGCGCCACCCAGCUGCGCGACCUGCUCACUCGCCUGGGGCCCACCUUCAUCAAGGCCGGCCAGGUGCUGGCCAACCGCCCCGACAUCAUGCGGGAGGACUACAUGAAUGAGCUGUGUGUGCUGCAAGACGACGUGCCGCCGUUCCCGGACGAGCAGGCCUUUUCGCUCAUCGAGGCCAGCCUGGGGCGGCCGCUGGGCGAGGUGUUCUCUUCCAUCAGCGAGCGGCCCAUCGCCGCCGCCAGCCUGGGCCAGGUCUACAAGGCGGUGCUGCGGGACACGGGGGAGGAGGUGGCGGUGAAGGUGCAGCGGCCGGGCGUGGAGCCACUCAUCUUCCGAGACAUCUUCAUCUUCCGCACCCUGGGCACCUUCAUCAACGGAUGGUCCCUGCGCCGCCUGGGGUGCAACGCGGAGCUGAUUGUGGAUGAGUUUGGGGAGAAGCUGCUGGAGGAGCUGGACUAUGUGCAGGAGGCGCGCAAUAUCCUGGACUUUUACGCCAACUUUGAUGGCGACCCGCUGGUCAAGAUUCCGUGGGUGCGGCGCGACCUCAGCGGCCCACAGGUGCUGGUGAUGGAGUGGAUCGACGGCAUCCGGUGCACCGACGUGGAGGCCAUCAAGGCCUCGGGCCUCGACCUGCCAGCCUUCAUCCGCACAGGCGUGGUGUCGGGCCUGCGCCAGCUGCUGGAGUUUGGCCUCUUCCACGGCGACCCUCACCCAGGCAACAUCUUCGCCUUGCCCGACGGCCGCAUCGCGUACGUCGACUUUGGCAACGUGGCGGAGCUGAGCCAGAGCAACAAGGAGAUCCUGAUAGAUGCGGUGGUGCAUGCCGUGAACAAGGACUACCCGGGGAUGGCGGGGGACUUCAUCAAGCUGGGCUUCCUUGCCAAGGGCACCGACGUGGCGCCGCUGGUGCCGGCGCUGGAGAAGAUCUGGGCGGACUCGCUGGGCCAGUCUCUGGCCGACUUUAACUUCCGCACCGUCACCUCCAAGUUCAACGAGCUGGUAUACCAGUAUCCCAUCCGCAUCCCCGAGCGCUACUCCCUGGUCAUCAGGUCGCUGCUGACGCAGGAGGGCAUCUGCCUAACCCUGAACCCGGAGUUCCACUUCCUCGAGGUGGCCUACCCUUACGUGGCCCGCAGGCUGCUGACGGAUGAGGAUCCGGCGCUGCGCACCCGCCUCUUCCAGGCACGCCACCUGCACCCUAUCCUGCCUGCCGCCUGCAUGACGCGCGUGUGCUUGCACGUCCUCUUCCAGGACGGACGCUUCCAGUGGGACCGCCUGGAGAACCUGCUGCGCCUGGCGAGGGAGGGCACGGGCGGCCCCGGCGGCGCGCCCAACCCCGCAGGCCUCGACCUGUCGGCCACCGUCAGCGACGGCGCGCGGGUGGUACUGCUGGAUGACCAGCUGCGGCGCCAGCUGCUGCGGGCAUUCACAGAGGACGACCGCCUGCAUGUGGAGGAGCUGGGCCGGCUGCUGCGCCUGGUGCAGGGCGAUGUGGACCUGCCUCGGGUGGUACAGUCUGGCGUGCAGCAGCUGCCCACGCUGGCACGCCAGCUGGCCCUCGGCUGGUCUGACCGCGUGCUGGCGUCCUAG
Chlorella variabilis is the source of this 1782-nucleotide messenger RNA. RefSeq lists its product as hypothetical. Gene Ontology annotation, molecular function: ATP binding; protein kinase activity. NCBI's taxonomy places the organism in Eukaryota, Viridiplantae, Chlorophyta, Trebouxiophyceae, Chlorellales, Chlorellaceae. Gene Ontology annotation, biological process: protein phosphorylation. Bases 1 to 1782 code for a protein of 593 amino acids. The record is from RefSeq and is a predicted model, not a curated record. The transcript has 16 exons.